AUGUGGAGCGGCUUCUCAAUCACUGCCAAGCUAGUGUCAGAGAAGCUGGUGUCCUACCUGGCUGUGUGUAAGAAGACAGUGGAAGCCCAAGCCUGGCGCAUGUGGGCUGCUCUACCUCCAGCCUCUCUACCUGCAGGGCCUGAGCGCAGCUGCCUCCCAGUGCAUUGCUACUUGGUGGACUCUUCCACUGUCCUGCAGUCCUCUGACUCCCUCUUAUCCAUAGAGUCCUCCCUGGGGGCCAGUCUCCAGCCCCUUCUAAGAGAGGAAGAACAAGAGGAUGAAGAAGAAAUCAGUGUUGUGGAAAAGAGGCAAUUCUCUGACAAAAUGUCAGAAGCAGGGUCAACCCCUGUGGGAAGCCACAGCAAAUCUCUCAACAACCCACUGAGCCUCAAAAGACGCCUUGGCUCCAGGCAUCUGCAUAACUCUGCAGCCCCGCCCUCCACCAGGAGAAACUACUGUGCCAACAAGAAGGCCAAGUUGGACAGUGGCAGGGUCCUGAAACAAAUCGGCAACAACCGCAAAUGCACCAGCCCACAGACCUCCUUACGCUCUGAGGAGAACGACAAGAGGCAAACACAGAACGACAAGAGGCAAACACACAAUGUCUUGGAACGCCAGAGGAGGAACGAGCUGAAAUGGAGCCUUUUGGCCCUGCGAGACCAGAUCCCAGACUUGGAAAACAAUGAAAAGGCUCCCAAGGUCGUUAUCCUUAAGACGGCCACUGCCUACAUCCUGUGCAUCCAAGCAGAGGAAUACAAACUCAUUACAGAAAAGGACUUGUUGAGGAAACGGCGAGAACAGUUGAAGCACAAACUUGAACAGCUAAGGAACUCUUGUACAUAA
This is a messenger RNA of Elephantulus edwardii (Cape elephant shrew), 843 nucleotides long. Its product is annotated as myc proto-oncogene protein-like. Lineage: Eukaryota; Metazoa; Chordata; Mammalia; Macroscelidea; Macroscelididae. Gene Ontology annotation, biological process: positive regulation of cell population proliferation; regulation of transcription by RNA polymerase II. The record is from RefSeq and is a predicted model, not a curated record. Gene Ontology annotation, molecular function: RNA polymerase II cis-regulatory region sequence-specific DNA binding; DNA-binding transcription factor activity, RNA polymerase II-specific; protein dimerization activity. The transcript has 2 exons. The coding region runs from base 1 to 843 and encodes 280 amino acids.